GUCAACUUUGAAACACACCCAGAAGUAAAACCGGUUUUUGACACGUCUAAUAUACUCCUGAUGACGCACCCCUCUGCGUAGACAGCAAUUAUCUGCAAUAAUUGCCAGUAUUUAUGAACUGAUUCAGGGGACUGAGAAAAAGACUACCAUUUGUGAUAUUCUUAAUCUCGGUCCAAAGUCUCCAGUCGAUACAAAUAUAAGAUGAAAUACCUUUACCUCUUACUAAUCAUUACAGCCACCACUAUAACUGUGACAUUUAAAGAAAUUGUUGAGGCUGAAUCUGGUGGACUCAACGCUAAGGAAAAGUCAUUGAUAAGCAUUCUAGCUGAAGCGAGGAAGUUACGUUGGGAUGAUGGAGAGGAGUAUGCCAUUGGAGAACUGAUGAGAGAUUUAGACGAAGGAGUGGACCCAGAGAAAGAAGAUGAAGAGAUGAAGAUCGGUGUGGAGAGGUUCACAGACCAGCUGCAGAGGUUCUCGGACCAAGACAGAGAAAAGGUCAAGGAGCUGUUUCGUGAGAAUCUAGGACAAGCAGAGACUAAAAGUCUUUUCCAGGAUGCCAGCAAGUUGGCCAAGGAGGAGGAUGAAAAACUGAAGGAGCUAAAGAAGGAUGUAGGUUUCCAAGAGGAUGAGAAAAAGGCUUUCAAGGAGUUGGUUUCUGAUGUUGUCAAAGGCACUAAUGUAGAAGCAAAAGCAGGAGAUACUGAGUUGGCUUUGAUGGCGAGUGCAGGAAAAAAAGUGGACAAAUUGAAGGAGGAAGACAAGAAACGACUGCAAGCCAUGAUAGCCAGCCAUUAUGGAGAAGAUCAAGCAAGAAGAGUCUUCGAUAUGGCCAAAACCAUUGAAAAAGAGGAGGGAGACAAGAAUCAAGCCAACCAAUAGCCAACCAAUAUGUAUCAUCAGAAUCAGUUUAUAAUGUAAGGUUGAGGAUGUAUACAAUAUGGCACAUGUUAUUGGUGUUCUGUACAGUCUUGCCAUUCCAGUCCUCAUGACUGGCAUUGGCAUUUUUACAAAAUCAACUACAUUUUGUAUUCAUUUUCAACCUAUCAAUAACCCUUUCAUGUAACACAUUCAAGAAAACUGCUAUACAACACACCUUGUAGGUAAUAUCCACACCAAUAAUGUGAUAAAUUAAUACUAAACACAAUACCCAACAUGUAAUACAUACUUAAUGUAACAUUCUGUUUCUUUCAAUAAAGUCUGGAAGGUUCUCCCAACACUAGUU
Branchiostoma belcheri (Belcher's lancelet) is the source of this 1222-nucleotide messenger RNA. Its product is annotated as stress response protein NST1-like. The record is from RefSeq and is a predicted model, not a curated record. The coding region runs from base 202 to 879 and encodes 225 amino acids. The transcript has 7 exons. Lineage: Eukaryota; Metazoa; Chordata; Leptocardii; Amphioxiformes; Branchiostomatidae.